Molecule: messenger RNA, 4685 nt
Organism: Lepus europaeus (European hare)
Lineage: Eukaryota; Metazoa; Chordata; Mammalia; Lagomorpha; Leporidae
Gene: RPAP2
Product: RNA polymerase II associated protein 2
Exons: 14
Coding region: 497-2101 (534 amino acids)
Cellular component (GO): nucleus; cytoplasm
Molecular function (GO): RNA polymerase core enzyme binding; RNA polymerase II CTD heptapeptide repeat phosphatase activity
Source: RefSeq, a predicted model, not a curated record
CUCAAGACUGACUCCCAUGGCUGACUGGCUGGAGUCGUGUUCUCCCGGCCGGAAGGCCCGGGCUCCUCGCGCCUCCCGAAACGCCAAAGUUCUUAUAUUGUAGGCACUAAACAGACAAGAGCCUUGAAAUCAGAAGAUGCUUCUAAAAGUGGCUGGAUUUGUGGUUGGGGCAGGAGCUGGAAACACAAUCCAGGUCUACCACGUGGAUGCCAGGAACUCAACCCUUGAGCCAUCACUGCUGCCUCUCAGGGUCUGCAUUAACAGGAAGCUGGAGUCAGGAGCCAGAGGUGUCCAACCUGGGUACUCCAAUACAGGGCACAGGUCAUCUUAACUAGGAUCUCAACCGUUGACCAAAUGCCUGCCCCAAAUCAUACAUUCUCCACAACAAAAGAAGGCAGAACUAGAAGCAGCUGUGAGAAGGAAGAUUGAGUUUGAGAGAAAAGCUCUACGUAUUGUUGAACAGCUUUUAGAAGAGAAUAUUACAGAAGAAUUCCUAAUGGAAUGUGGAAUGUUUAUCACACCUGCUCACUACAGUGAUGUCGUGGAUGAGCGUUCUAUUAUCAAACUCUGUGGCUACCCUUUAUGUCAAAAGAAACUGGGAAUUGUACCAAAACAGAAAUAUAAAAUUUCUACCAAAACCAAUAAAGUGUAUGAUAUUACUGAAAGAAAGUGUUUUUGCAGCAAUUUUUGUUACAAAGCCUCUAAGUUUUUUGAAGCACAAAUUCCUAAGACUCCAGUAUGGGUUCGAGAAGAAGACAGCCAUCCCGAUUUUCAGCUGCUAAAGGAAGGACAAAGUGGCGAUUCUGGAGAAGAAGUACAGUUGUGCAGUAAAGCCAUCAAAACAUCAGAUAUUGAUAAUCCUGGGCAUUUUGAAAAGCAGUAUGACUCUGGUUCGUCUAGCACUUAUAGUGACAGUGCCAGUGAUAAUGAGCAAGACUUUGUGUCCUCUGUUCUACCAAGAAACAGACCAGAUGAAAUGUGUGCAAGGCCACAGCUGCACAAAAAAAGCAUAAUGAAAAAGAAAGCUGGUCGAAAAGCAGACUCCAAACACAUAGACACAGACCAGAGGAUAGAAGAUAUCACUGGGCAGUUAGGCAAUUGCAGAUUAGAUAGUCAGGAGACACCUGCUGCUUGUGAACUUCCUUUACAGAGAGUAAAUACCCAGAUUUCUUCACACAGUCCUUUGCAAGAAGAACUAAAAGCUGUAGAAAAUUCUGACAGUAAAUACACUACAUCGGAAAUAACUCUAGUGGGCAUAAGUAAGAAAAGUGCUGAGCAUUUUAAGAGGAAAUUUGCCAGACCAAAUCAAGUUUCUAGUUCAGUGCAGGUGUGUCCUGAAAUUGCAAAGAAAAAUUUACUUAAAGUCCUGAAGGAGACUUUGAUCGAGUGGAAGACAGAAGAAACUUUGAGGUUUUUAUACGGUCAGAAUUAUACUUCUGUGUGUCUGAAGCCCUCUUCAGCAUCUAUGGUUAAUGAAGAACUUGAUGAAGAUGACAUCAACCCUGACCCAGAUAGUCAUUCUCCUGCUUUGAGAGAAUCUCAGAACAGCCUGGAUGAGUCUCUACCUUUUACAGGUUCAGAGACAGCCAUUAAACCACUGCCAAGUUAUGAGAACUUGAAAAAAGAAACCGAAACAUUAAAUCUAAGGAUCAGAGAGUUUUUUAGAGGACGAUAUGUUUUGAAUGAAGAAACCACCAAAUCAGAAGAUUCAGAAGAGCAUGAUCCCACCUUUCCACUGGUAGACUCAAGUUCCCAGAACCAGAUCAGAAAACGCAUUGUGCUUGAAAAAUUGAGUAAAGUAUUGCCUGCACUUCUGGGUCCUCUUCAGAUUACAUUAGCAGAUAUUUAUACACAACUUAAAAACCUUGUCCGAACUUUCAGAUUAACAAAUAGAAAUAUUAUACACAAACCUGCAGAAUGGACUUUAAUUGCUAUGGUGUUGCUGUCAUUACUGGCCCCGAUUCUUGGCAUUCAGAAGCAUUCACAGGAAAACACGGUGUUCACACAGUUUAUAGCCACCCUGCUGGAUGAAUUACAUUUAAAGAAUGAAGACCUUGAAAGUUUAACCACCAUAUUUAAAACAAGCUGUCAACCAGAGUGAUAUAAUCCAAGAAGGCAGAAUAGAAGAUGGAGUUCUCUUCCCUCUUUCUGGAAUUCUAGCCCCAGUGGGAAUCUGGUAGUAACUGAUAAUUAGCUUUGUUCCAAGAAAGAACGCCUACCUCCCAGUGCCUAACUGCAGAGAAUGACUUUCCCAGAUAGAGGAGAACCAUUACUCCAGCAAGGAUAACCAAGUCCACGAAACCUACCCACGAGACGUUGUAUCUUCAUUUGAAAAUGAAAGAUGAAGUCUUAAGUUGAAACUUGAAUGAGUAUUCAAGAAAAUAUAAUUACCUCUUAAUUUUUCUGGAUGAUUCUAGCCAUCAUAUAAGUUAACCAAAAGCUGAGAAAGUUAUUAUUUUGGCCUCCCAAUCUAACUUCUAGAUUCUAGUGAACAACAAUUAGGUCAAUAAAUGCAAAUUAAGAUGAAGCCCUUUGGAAGUCUAAUCAUUAUUCUUUUAAAGAAGCUGUAAAAUGGGCCUAAGCAACAUAGUUAAUCUCAUAAGUCCAAAACACAAGAAUCUCAGAACUUUCUGGACUGAAGGUUUUUAAACAUGGGAUAUGUAGGGGCCGGCGCUGUGCAUAGUGGGAAAAGCUACCGCCUGUAGUGCUGGCAACCUAUAUGGGCGCUGGUUCAAGCCCCUGCUGCUCCACUUCCGAUCCAGCUCUCUGCUAUGGCCUGGGAAUGCAGUAGAAGAUGGCUCAAGUCCUUGGGCCCCUGCACCCACGUGGGAGACCUGGAAGAAGCUCCUGGCUCCUGGCUUUGGAUCAACGCAGCUCCAGCUAUUGUGGCCAAUUGGGGAGUGAACCAGCAGAUCAAGACCUCUCUCUCUCUCUCCCUCUCCCUCUCCCCCCCUUCCUCUCCCUCUCCCUCUCUCCCGCCACCCCCAUAACUAGGCCUUUCAAAUAAAUAAAUAUUUUUAAAAAAUAAAAAAGAAUCUUGAGAAUUUGGGUUGCUUUAUAAAAUGUCUGUCAAACAAGCAAAUUAGGAAGACCUCCAGAACAUUUGAAGGGGCGGUCUCAGACAAUUUGGGGUUACUAAAAGAAAAAAAAAGUUAAAAGCAGAUCUAUACUUUUUUUUAAGUAUUUAUUUGAAAGAGUUAAGUCAGAAAGGGAAAGACAGAGAAAGGAGUCUUCCAUCUGCUGAUUCACUUCCCAAGUAGCUGCAACAGCCAGGGCUGAGUAAGGCCAAAGCUAGGAGCUCUGGUAUCCAACAUGAAUGGCAGGGGCCCAAGCACUUAGGCCAUCUGCUGCUGCUUUUCCUACGCCGUUAGCAGGGAGCUGGAUCAGAAGUGGAGCAGCUGGGACACAAACGUGAGCCCUCUGCGUCAUGGUGAUUUUACCUGCUGUGCCACAAUGCUGGCCUCCUGAUCUGUUCUUUGGACACUGGAGGAAACGGCAGCUGUUAAAGCCCAGUCAUGGAAAGGGACCAGAAAGCAGCCAGGAGGGCUGGGGAGGUUUGUGGGCAGGGAGGCAGAAAUAGGAAUUCUCUUGUCUCUGCCAAUAAUUGGUUCUGUGGCCAAGUCACAUAAACUUUCUGCACUUGAGUGCUGUACUCUGUGACGUACAGUCUUUUUGGGAAAGGACUGCAAACUAAACUACCGGGUAAGCAGUGUGACACAGCUGGUUAAGCCGCCGCUUGCAAUGCUGACAGCUGUCCUAUAUCAGAGCAUGAGCCUGGGCUGCUCUACUUUUGAUUCAGCUCCUUGCAGGUGCACAUGGAAAGGCAGUGGAAGAUGGCCUAAGUGUUUGGGUCCAUGCCACCCUUGUGGGAGACCCAGAUGGAGUUCAUCCCAUCCAACUGGCUGAAGAUCUAACAACAGAAAAAGAGUGGACUAGAAUUAAUCCAGUUGAGCAAGGUCACAGCUCAGUAUCAAUAUACAAGUCAAUUUUUGUAUACUAGCAAUGAGAAAAUCCAAAAACAAAAUUAAGAGAACAGUUGUAUUCACAACAACACCAAAAUGAAUUAAAUACUUAGGAAUAAAUUUAUUAAAGAAAUACAACACUUAAAAUGGAAAGUAUAGGGGGCCGGUGCUGUGGCACAGCAGGUUAACACCCUGGCCUGAAGCGCCGGCAUCCCAUAUGGACGCUGGUUCAAGACCAGGCUGCUCCACUUCCAAUCCAGCUCUCUGCUAUGGCCUGGGAAAGCAGUAGAAGAUGGCUCAAGUCCUUGGGCCCCUGCACCCACGUGGAAGACCUGGAAGAAGCUCCUAGCUCCUGGCUUCAGAUUGGCGCAGCUCCGGCCGUUGUGGCCAAUUGGGGAGUGAACCAUCAGAUGGAAGACCUCUCUCUCUUUCUCUCUCUCUCUCUGCCUCUCCUCCCUCUGUGUAACUCUGACUUUCAAAUAAAUAAGUAAAUCAUAAAAAAAUAAAUAAAUGGAAAGUAUAAAGCAUUCAGAGAAAUUAAAGCAGAUAUAAAUAAAUGUAGAUGCAUUCCAUGUUCAUUCAUUGGAGCAUACAUUAUUGUUAAGGUAACGAUUCUGGGGCAGUCACUUGACCUGGUGAGUUAAGGCACCUGUGUCCCAUAUCAGAUUGCUUGGGUUCAGUGCCUGCCUCUUGUUCCUGAUUCCAGGUUCAAAGCAAUGCAGA